CAUCCAUAUUUAUCAAUGAUAAAUCCUUUAGCUAAUCGUUUGAUUUCAAUACGUGUUUGGUUAGAUUCAUGGUUACAAAUGGAUCGUAUUGAUCGAGAAUUAUUUGAACAACAUAAUCGUAUGCUAAUAUUUCCAAAUUCACCAAUCAAAGCACGUAAUCAUGAAUUAUUGUUUAUAUUUCUAAGUAAUAUUUUUGGUAAUUUCUUUCAAAUUGGAUUCCAAAUUGUUGUUGCAGUUUCGGCUGUUGUACUUCUUCCGCAAUUAUAUUCACUAAUAGUGGUUCAAAAUUCGAUAUUAUUAAAAAUAGCAUUAGUGAUUGAAUCAUUAAUGAUGGUUUAUACAAUGGCAACAUUAGUACAAUGUGCACUAUUAUUAUCAUGUUCAAUAAUAGGAUCAUAUCUAAUAUUUAAUGGUAGUAUUGAUGAUUUGAAUCAAAAAUUUAUUGAUAUUUUAAAUAAAUCAAAAUAUCAUGGUCAUCAAAUCAAUGUAAAGGAUUCAAAACAAUUAAGAUUUUAUCUAAAUGAACAUACUAGAUUAUCAUAUUAUGUUAUUUAUACGGAUAAAACAACAUGGAGUGAUGCAUUAUAUUAUUAUGCAUUAAUCAGCAUACCAAUGAAUGUUGCAUUAAUGUGUGAAUUGAUUGUUGAAGAUAUUAUACCGGAAACAAAAUUUAUAAUUAUAUUUAUUACAGCAAUACAUGCUGUUACCGGAUCAUUUCCAUGUAUUCUAUUCGCUAAUAUGUCAAGUAAUUUUCAUGCAAUCAAAGAUUAUUUACCAGCAAUGCAAUUACAAUUAAAACGUUCAACGCAUCUUCGAUUGAAAUUAAAAUAUGAUGAUCUUUAUGAACGAUUAUUAACGGGCAAAAAAAUUGCCUUUACAUUUGGUUAUUUGGGUGAUUUAACAUUUCGUGGCCUGUUUGAAGCAUUAUUAGGCUAUAUUGCUGCAUUCUUUUUAAUAUUGAAAAUCUAUAUG
Messenger RNA from Dermatophagoides pteronyssinus (European house dust mite), 972 nucleotides. RefSeq lists its product as uncharacterized. NCBI's taxonomy places the organism in Eukaryota, Metazoa, Arthropoda, Arachnida, Sarcoptiformes, Pyroglyphidae. The record is from RefSeq and is a predicted model, not a curated record.